AUGUCGACAUUUCGAUUUGCUACAAUCAAUGUUCAUUCUUUUCGUAACUCAAAGUUUGAUAGUAAUAUAUCUGAUUUGGUGUCGAUUUUUGAACCACUUCAUCUAGAUUUGAUUGCUGUGCAAGAAAUACAAAAUGAUGAUAAAUGGCAGAAAUUUUGUACGCUGUUGUCUUUACCUUAUUUUAUUUGUGGACAAAAUAACAAAGAUCUUUUUUGUAAUGGUAUUGCAUCUCGUCAUCCCAUCAAAUCUUAUUCAACUCAAAUAUUAAGUUUUUCAUGCCCAGGUGGCAGAAGAUCUUUACUGCAAUGUAGUUUAGAUGGUGAUCAUCUAUUUCUUACUAAUCGAAUAUUUGCUGUAACACAUUUAGAUCAUUUAAAUGAAGAUGAUCGAUUACAUCAAAUAGAAGAAUUUAAUCCAUAUCAACAAAACAUUGAUAUUUUAAUGGGUGAUAUGAAUGCCUUAACAAGAGAAGAUUAUUCUGAUGGUUACUAUCGAGAUAAAGUUGUUGAAAUUCGAAGACAAUCUCAAUGGGAAGAACCACGUUUUGAUUUGACAAGUUUAAUAAGACAUAAAUGGAAAUAUGAAGACGCUUUUAGAUUAAUAAAUCCAACAUUAAAAAAUGAACAAGUAUCAACAUGUUCGUAUGGAACUCGUAUUGAUUAUAUUUAUUUACGUCCUAGGAAUGACGAUCAAUGGAUAUUAACAAAAUGCUCGAUUAUUGAUACUCAAGGGGUCACUGAUCAUAAUGCUGUUUUCGCUGAAUUUGAACAAAAACAAAUAUAA
Molecule: messenger RNA, 783 nt
Organism: Rotaria sp. Silwood1
Lineage: Eukaryota; Metazoa; Rotifera; Eurotatoria; Philodinida; Philodinidae
Source: the annotation of a GenBank genome assembly